UUGAUUGAUAGAUCAAUGAAGAACGUGUUGUUGAUGAUCACCAUCCACCAAAAGCAGUAAACAAAUGGCCAACACGCCGCCAUUGUUCGUGUGUAUAAAUAUAUUUGAGCUACAGUACUUUGUGAGGUGUCUAUCAAGUAUCUUCAAAGCUAGCUAGCUCUCUUCUCUUCCCUUCCUUAUACUAGAUUGGAAUCUAUGGGCCGCGGAUCUUUCCAUCCUCAUGAACGCUCUAUUAACAGCAUUUCCUGGAUUGAUAUAUUGUCACUUAAAAUGACGGUUUAGCUCAAUUGAGAGUAGCUUGGAACUCAAGUCAGAUUAGAAUAAAGUCAAGUAGAGAAAGAUGUUCUUUCUGGGAAAAAAUUGUAAAAAAGAGUGAGAAACACAGAGUGAAAACGAUUUGAGGCUGCGCUCCUUUCUUCAAGUUUCUUGCUACAGGAGGCUACCUAGCUAACAUGGUGGACCAAAACAACCCUCCACUCUUCAACACUUACAAGUCCUUCUUCAGUCACCAGCCGUCCGAUCAACAUCGGAUGGCCGAAACUGAUGAAUGCGAGCUCCCUUUAAUUGAUCUCAGUUGCUUGAAGAACAGUCAAGCCCAAAUGAUCCAGUGCAAGAGAGAUAUAGUAACAGCUUCAUCAGUGUGGGGGUUCUUUCAAGUGGUGAAUCAUGGGAUACCUGAGGAGCUGCUAGAGAAGAUGAGGUCGAUCAUGGUUAACGUGUUCAGGCGUCCAUUUGAGACGAAGGCGAAGGAGAGGCUGUUUGACUUCUCGCCUCAUAGUUAUCGGUGGGGAACACCGUCAGCCACAUCGUUGAAACAGCUAUCGUGGUCUGAGGCGUACCAUAUUGCACUGUCGCCAAGUCCUCAGCAAGAAAAACAAAGCACCAGGCAAACAAUAGAGGAGUUUGCAACUCUAAUGUCAAAUCUAGCACACCAGCUAUCUUCUGUACUAUCGGAAGGAUUGGGAUAUGAAGGCACUUAUCUCAAGGAUAGUUGCACGUGCAAUACAUGCUAUUUGAGACUGAAUCACUACCCUCCAUGUCCAAUUAUCGAUGAAGUUUUUGGAUUGAUCCCACACACAGAUAGUGAUUUCAUGACCAUAUUGGUCCAGGAUCAAGUAGGCGGUCUACAGUUAAUGAAGGAUGGGAGAUGGAUCGCAGUCAAGCCCAACCCGAAUGCUCUCAUCAUCAACAUCGGAGAUCUGUUCCAGGCGUGGAGCAAUGGCGUGUAUAAGAGUGUGGAACACAGAGUAAUGUCUAAUCCACACCUCGAGAGGUUCUCUGUGGCUUAUUUUCUCUGUCCCUCCUAUGAUACCAUGAUCCAGAGUCAGACAGAGCCAUCGAUGUAUAGAAAAUUUACCUUCAAGGAAUUUAGGCAACAAGUUCAGGCAGAUGUGAAGUUGACAGGUCACAAGAUUGGGCUACCCAGGUUUCUUGCUUGAAGCCAUGAGUCCAUGACUAUAGAGGCUAACAACAAUAAGGAGAUCAAAGGCAGUUUCCCCCCACUUUUCCAUAGAUUUUGUUGUUUUUGUUCCUUUCAGAUAGAUUCGAAAGAAUAAAUGUUUACAUAGGAUAGCAUUUGUUAGAGAACAGGUUUGUCCUGACAAAGUCUGGAAGCUUGUAAAGAUGACUGGUAUUUGACAAUUUUUGAAAGAACUUAUUGAACUGAAGAAACAGAGUAAUUUAUGAGGAUUGUUGACUCUCAAUACACUUAAUAUAAUCAGA
Asparagus officinalis (garden asparagus) is the source of this 1722-nucleotide messenger RNA. RefSeq names its product gibberellin 2-beta-dioxygenase 8-like. The transcript has 6 exons. Bases 453 to 1439 code for a protein of 328 amino acids. Gene Ontology annotation, molecular function: dioxygenase activity. Lineage: Eukaryota; Viridiplantae; Streptophyta; Magnoliopsida; Asparagales; Asparagaceae. The record is from RefSeq and is a predicted model, not a curated record.